AUAAAAAUCUUCUUGUAGUUGUUCGGUGUUAAAUUGAGAACUAGUCAAAAACUAAAAUAUUCAAACUCUACGCAAUUAGCACAAAUGAUUUUAUGCUACUUUAAAUAAUUAGCAACAGUACGCUUACAAAGAAAAUUCGUCAGUGCUGGAAAACGAAAGCAGAUUUAACGUAUGUUUGCGGAUUGGAUGUGCACGUUGUUUUGUAAAUUCAUUACAUAAAUUUGGAAGAAGUACAUUCAAAAUGUAUGCCCUGCUGCGCCGCUUUGCCGGCUUCACCAACCUGGGCAACUCAGUCAGAAACUAUGCCUCCUUCACUCCCAGGGAUGUGUUGAGAAACACUGCCGACGAGACCGGCACAAUGAUCACCCGAUUCGCCAAGCAUAUUGCAAUGGAGCGGUAUAGAGAUCGGGAUCAUGUGCUACCCAAGACGACAGUCCGGUACGCUGACUUCUUCCCCAUUACGGAUGACCGGUACUUCCAGAGGACAGUACAGAAGAUUGAUCCUUCUCAACUACCUGCUCUGAUUAUUCAAGCCUCCAGCUAUCGCUCUAAUGCCGUUGUGCCCAUGUAUGUGGCCGCUCUGAACGCGUUGGAUAACUUUGCGGCCAAUCAACUGACCAAGAUGGACACAGGCACUGUGCUAGAGACCCUGUACUCAUUUUUGUUCCUCAUUCCGACCUGGUUGAAGCGGACAGACUUUUAUUGGUCAGCCGUACGGCGAUUGGUAAAGGAGGACUUCCGGGAUAACAAAGAGCGAUUCGUUCAGGUGUGCUUCUAUCUGGGAUUGCAGAAAAACCAGGCUAAAUCACCUAACGACUUCCAGCAGCUCCUCGAGGAGCAGCUACUCUCUCAUCUGCCUGCCUUAAGUGAAAUGGAUCUGGCUGUGGUCAGCAAUGCCGCCUACAAAACAUCCACAGUGAUUUCGGGCGAGGCGAGAAAUGCCUAUGAAUCGCGCCUGGUUGAUGCCAUAUUGAAUCUGCAGUUCGCUGCAGGGAACGACGCUUUGCUGACCAUCUUUGUCAAGGCUUUGCGGUUGCAACGCGUUAAGAGCGAGCAAGUAUGCCAGCAUUUGCAGAAUAUUUGCCUUGAUCCCGCAAAGAUCGCCCUGUUUGAGCCCCGAGGACUAGCACACAUCUUCGCAUUCUUUGCCGAACAGCUUUGGGAUGGAAAAAAAUUCCUGGCAAUAGUUAUAGAGCGACUAAUGAUGCUGAAACCAGGAGACUUGCGCGCCAAGGAUUUAGCCACAUUUGUUUGGGCCAGCGCUCAACUCAACUGUGAAUUGUCUCCACAGCAAAUCAGGCAACUUGAACUGGCAGCUCUUCGAAAAUUGGACCAUGGAGAAUAUGAUAAUUUUCCGGACAAUCUUGUGGACACCUGCCUUUCAUUGUGCACUUUGGGACACUACUCUAAGGAUCUGAUUGAUGCAGCCGAAGAACUUAAGGCAGGACAACGACGACAACGUGAUCAACCCAAGGUGGAUAGCCGGUUGAUUGUCCUGCGAUCUGCUGUAGCCAUUGAGCAGCCAUCAAUCGCACGACUUAAAACAGAUCAGGCAUUCAAAGAAUUUGAUCGUGCACCAAAUUAUUUGCUGAGGGAUCGACCGGACUUGACCAAAUAUGCCAAAGACCUAAAUGAGGACUUAGAAGUGGAGGGCGUGGAUUUGGUGUGUCCCAUUGUUGGAAUAAAUCUGCCGAGCUUGCGAGUACAGACAAUGGGCGACCAGGAGAGUGUGUACUUUGUGGAACUGCUAACCGCAGAGCAGACCCUAAAGUUUAGCAAGCAACCUACAUCGCUAUUGCGCCUUAAGAAGAGACUGCUGGAAUCCCUUGGGCAAAAGGUUGUAGUGCUGAACUCCACCGAAAUGGCCACAAGUGCGAAAGAACUACAUCAGCUUUUAAAAACAACAUCCGAUGCAAAAGUAGAAUCCGAAGUUGCCCAAGGCCUGAGCAACUGAAAUGUGUGAUACAGAGGUCAACGUGGCUUUCUAGGCUAGUUACAAAUCGUAGCUUUAUUUAACAGUUUUUAUGUACUUGUACAUAUUAUUUAAAUAUUAAUAGCACUAAACGUAA
Drosophila eugracilis is the source of this 2069-nucleotide messenger RNA. RefSeq lists its product as uncharacterized. NCBI's taxonomy places the organism in Eukaryota, Metazoa, Arthropoda, Insecta, Diptera, Drosophilidae. The record is from RefSeq and is a predicted model, not a curated record.